UGUGGCUGGGAGUCUGUACUGGGAAGGACACAGAGGAGGCGAUCCUUUUCCUUGCACAGAGAGGCGUGUAGCAGCUUUCCUAUUUCUCUGCCCCAGUGUGAAAAGGGGUGGGGAGCUUCUGCCCUCAGAAAGAGGUUCACCCAGCCUUGGGGUUUUGGAAGAUGGUUCAGGCAGCAGGGGGAUCCUAGAGAGGCUGCAACUAAGCGGGCCACCCGUGGUGACCCAAGAUGACAGAGGCAGUCUGCGGUCCUCGGUGAGACACAGGCCAGCCCAGCUCCCAGAACCUGAACGAGGUGCUGCCCCCCCCUCGACCGCCACCAUGCCUGAAGUUCAGAGAAAGUCCAAGAUCACGGCCUCACGCAAGCUCUUGCUGAAGAGCCUGAUGCUGGCCAAGGCCAAGGAGUGCUGGGAGCAGGAGCACGAGGAGCGGGAGGCGGAGAAGGCCCGCUACCUGGCUGAGCGCAUCCCCACGCUGCAGACCCGCGGCCUGUCCCUCAGUGCCCUGCAGGACCUGUGCCGGGACUUGCACGCCAAGGUGGAGGUGGUGGAUGAGGAGAGAUAUGACAUUGAGGCCAAAUGUCUCCACAACACCAGGGAGAUUAAGGACCUAAAGCUGAAGGUGCUGGACCUCCGUGGAAAAUUCAAGCGUCCACCACUGCGUCGGGUCCGGGUCUCGGCUGACGCCAUGCUCCGGGCCCUACUGGGCUCCAAGCACAAGGUGUCUAUGGAUCUGCGGGCCAACCUGAAGUCAGUGAAGAAGGAAGACACAGAGAAGGAGCGGCCCGUGGAGGUGGGCGACUGGAGGAAGAACGUGGAGGCCAUGUCCGGGAUGGAAGGCCGGAAGAAGAUGUUUGACGCCGCCAAGUCUCCAACCUCACAGUAGAGGCCGGCUUGCUGCUCUGUGCUCUGGGCUUCCGCUUCCCGCUCCUCCCUCCAGCCUGGCUCCCCUCUCUGCCUCCCACCCUGCAUUUCUGGAGCCUCCAUCCUGCUCCCACCUCUCCCCUCCAGCCUGAGUGCCCUCCUCUGGAACUGGGAUUAAACAGACACCUGAGACGACACACAGCCGUGUCUGAAGACCUCUCCCUCGCAGGGUAGAGACCCCAGCUAGCUGAGCUGGGGAGGAAGAGGUGUGGCAGCACCUUCCCCUUUGGCCCCCUGCUGCAGCCCUGCACAGCUUCCCCGACCUGUAGAGUGCCCCCAGGCAUCACAGCUUCUCCAUUAAAAAGCAGGGUCCCGGUCAUUUCUGUA
Lutra lutra (Eurasian river otter) is the source of this 1248-nucleotide messenger RNA. It is a transcript of the gene TNNI1, whose product is annotated as troponin I1, slow skeletal type. The transcript has 10 exons. The record is from RefSeq and is a predicted model, not a curated record. Lineage: Eukaryota; Metazoa; Chordata; Mammalia; Carnivora; Mustelidae. Gene Ontology annotation, cellular component: troponin complex. The coding region runs from base 320 to 883 and encodes 187 amino acids. Gene Ontology annotation, biological process: muscle contraction.